Molecule: messenger RNA, 210 nt
Organism: Paraphaeosphaeria sporulosa
Lineage: Eukaryota; Fungi; Ascomycota; Dothideomycetes; Pleosporales; Didymosphaeriaceae
Exons: 2
Coding region: 1-210 (69 amino acids)
Source: RefSeq, a predicted model, not a curated record
AUGAUUGACUUCACGACAGACCGGCUGGGUGGCACGGAGUGGAACGACGUGAUUAGUUCUGUCAAGGUGCCAGAUGGGCAUCGCUGCCGGCUCUGGAGCUCCAAUAACUGCAACGGGGACAGUUCGCCGGAUAUAUAUGCGCCGGGGGCAAAGCAGCUACCGGGGGGGAUGAACAACCGUGCGACCAGCUUCAAGUGCUACCAGAAUUAG